This is a messenger RNA of Helianthus annuus (common sunflower), 1249 nucleotides long. RefSeq names its product IAA-amino acid hydrolase ILR1-like 4. Gene Ontology annotation, molecular function: IAA-Ala conjugate hydrolase activity. Gene Ontology annotation, biological process: auxin metabolic process. The record is from RefSeq and is a predicted model, not a curated record. The annotation marks the transcript as partial. Gene Ontology annotation, cellular component: endoplasmic reticulum. The transcript is spliced from 5 exons. NCBI's taxonomy places the organism in Eukaryota, Viridiplantae, Streptophyta, Magnoliopsida, Asterales, Asteraceae.
CAAGAACUCGCUUUCCAAGAGACGAGAACAAGUUCAGUUAUCCGGCGAGAACUUGAGAAGAUGGGUAUUGGGUACAGGUGGCCUGUCGCCAAGACCGGAGUAGUCGCAGAGGUUGGCUCUGGAUUACCGCCUUUUGUUGCACUUAGAGCAGACAUGGAUGCUUUACCCAUUCAGGAACUGGUUGAUUGGGAGCACAAAAGCAAAAUUGAUGGCAAGAUGCAUGCUUGUGGACAUGAUGCUCAUGUUGCAAUGCUUCUCGGCGCUGCAAAAAUCUUGAAACAACUGGAAAAACAAUUACAGGGAACGGUGGUGUUGAUAUUUCAACCAGCGGAAGAACAAGGCGAAGGAGCAAAAGCGAUGAUCAAAGAAGGUGUUUUGGAGAACGUGGAGGCCAUUUUCGGUCUACAUUUAGUCCUGAGCUCUGAUUCUGGUGUGGUUGCAACCCGGCCAGGCGAAUUUCUGGCGGGAUGUGGUACUUUCAAGGCCAAGAUCCACGGCAAAGGAGGUCAUGCCGCACUCCCUCAAGAUUCUAUUGAUCCCAUUUUGGCUGUUUCAGCAUCCAUAAUUAGCUUGCAACAUAUUGUUUCUCGAGAAGCCGAUCCCUUGGAUAGUCCAGUGGUUUCGGUGGGGAUGGUGGAUGGUGGAAGUCAGCUUAAUGUGAUUCCUGACUCGGUUUCCAUUGCUGGUACUUAUAGAGCUUUUAGCAAAAAGACCUUCUAUGCACUUGGAGAAAGAAUACAGGAGGUUAUAGAAGCACAGGCGUCAGUAUAUCGUUGUUCUAGCUCGUUUGAGGUUGAUUUAGAAGGAAGUGAGUACUAUCCUUGUGUGCCCCCAACUGUGAAUGACGAGAGGAUAUACAAGCACGUGGUGAAAGUCUCGAAUAUGAUGGUUGGAAAAAGUAAUAUGAAUAUGGGAGCUGGUCCUUUCAUGGGGAGUGAAGAUUUCGCGUUUUACUUGGACAUGAUUCCGGGGACGCUUGCUUUUCUUGGCAUGAGAAAUGUGAAGAAAGGGUGUGUCCAUUCACCGCAUAGUCCUUACUACACGGUUGAUGAAGACGUGCUUCCAACUGGAUCUGCGCUUCAUGCUGCUUUCGCCUAUACAUACCUGCUACCUAAUUGGCACGUACAUUAAUUAGCGUUUCUAAGCACCACACACUUUGAAAACCUUCCAUCAAUGCUAAGAUAUUUGUGGAUGUCAUUCUUUAUACAUCUAUUCUCUAUAUUUGGAUGUCGACAUAAUCAAUAUCUAC